This is a messenger RNA of Chondrus crispus (carragheen), 132 nucleotides long. RefSeq lists its product as hypothetical. The coding region runs from base 1 to 132 and encodes 43 amino acids. Lineage: Eukaryota; Rhodophyta; Florideophyceae; Gigartinales; Gigartinaceae. The transcript has a single exon. The record is from RefSeq and is a predicted model, not a curated record.
AUGAAAGCGACUCUCGAGUCCAGGGCCCUUGCAUCACAACGCCAUACAGUAGCCGCCAACACUGAUAGCAUUGACAUCAACAAGUCAACCGCACCUUUAUUGAACUUGUCAUGCUGUAUCACGGCGCUUUGA